UGACGGCAGGCUGUAAGGUCAGUCAGAGUAGAGCCGUACCUAAAGCAAAAUAAACCGUACCGCAUACCAGAUUUAGUACCCGCAGUAAUAGGUAGUAUAACAUGUGCGCUUAUGUGUUUUGUGUAUUCGUCAGCCCGGUUAAAUGGCAAUAGUGUGACGCGUGUGAUAUACCCGGACAGAAGAAAUUAGAUAUAAUAAUAAGAAGUUUAAAAUCAUUAUUUAUUUAUAGUGUGGCGGGUAGUAACAGACUGGGUUCUUUUUUUGGAACUAGAUAAGUUACUUUAAAGAAGGUUUCGGGUACUCUGUAGGUGAAUGAAUAAAAAUGAUGGCUAGAAUGGUAAUCUCUACACUUAUCCCCUUACUCCUCUUGGUGACAGCAACGAGAGGCAAUAAGCUGAAUAUAUCUUAUCAAUGGAAAAUUGUGGACUUUGACUUUGGUAGUUCAGAGAAAAGACAGGCUGCCAUAGACGAUAAAUCGUUUAUUCCAGAAAAUAAUAUUCCAAUGGGAUUGGAAGUGUACAAGAACAGGAUAUUUGUUACUCUACCCAGAUGGAAGUUUGGCGUGGCGGCAUCGUUAGCUUAUAUUGAUAGGGCAACUGAUCCCAUGGACUCUCCUUUAUUAAAACCGUAUCCAAAUUGGGACGCCCAUAGAGCGUUUGGGGAUGCACCUCCAGAAAUCGUGUCCCCCUUUAGGGUUAGAGCAGACCAGUGCGGUAGGUUGUGGGUACCAGAUACUGGAAUUGAGGGUCUUCUGGAAAAUGAACCAAAAGUCAACAAAAAUACAACUAUAAUGAUCUAUGAUCUGCACAACGAUCAGCUAAUAAGAACCUUCGAAAUUCCUUUUGAUCAAACAACAGAGGAUUCAUUCUUUGCCAAUUUGGCUAUCGAAGAUGAAGAUUGUGAGAACACUUUUGCCUACUUUGCCGAUCUGGGAGGUCCAGGACUAAUCGUUUACUCUUGGAAACAGAACAGGAGCUGGAAAGUAAAGCAUAAUUAUUUCCACAUUAAACCAACAGCGGGUGAUAUGAACGUGAUGGGAAUAAGCUUCCAAUGGUCUGAUGGAAUCUUCGGUUUGGCUUUGAGACCCGAAAAGGAUGGAUUCAGCACUUUGUUUUUCCAUCCCCUGACCAGUUUUGACGAAUUUAGUGUUAGCACGAGGAUACUUCGUGAUGAGUCCCUGGCUUCCAACCGCAGCAACUAUCACGAAUUCAAGUUUCUCGGUGGUAGAGGCCCUAAAAGCCAAAGCGGCGUCUCCUUCCUGGACAAAAAGACUGGCGUCCUUUUCUACGCACUCAUCAACCUUAACGCAGUCGCUUGCUGGAGAACUACCAAUCCCGCCUAUACCAUGGAGUCUCAGGGACGAAUCUACAUGAACAACGUCACCAUGGUCUUUCCGAACGAUAUCAAAGUUGACAGCGACGGAUACUUAUGGGUUCUUUCAAAUAAGUUGCCUCAAUUUAUGUAUUCCUCGCUCGACUAUAAUGAUGUGAACUUUAGAAUUAUGUCCGCUAAGGUGUCCGAGGCUAUCAAAGGUACCGCCUGUGCGUCUAAGUUAGUAAAAGAUCCAGAUAUUAUGAAUAAAAUUUCAAAAAUAACAGGGGAUGAUAAGAUUAAAGGAAAAGCAUCUGGGGGUAGUAGAUGUGAUCUUUCACGUACGGUGUUUUUAGUGUUUGCCAUGAUAUUCUUAAGGUAGAACUGAAACACCGCAAAAGUUUAUUUGGCGAGCACAUUAUACGUACAAAAUUUUAACAAAGUAAUCCGGAAUACUCGUAGAUUUAUGCUAUAAAAUAGUACUUAGUAUUUAUGAAGAGUAUAAACACGUAGAAACAGUGCCAAUAUGAUUUUAGUAUAUAUUAUGCCAUUUUAAUAUGUUAUGUCGUUCGUUUUAAAUACGUGUAAAUUUUUGUAGAGAUGUAAAUAGUUUUAACAAUUUUAAGUUAAUAACAUAUUUAUUUUAGGUACUUAAAUUGUUUAAAGUAACUAUUCAGAAUUAUUAUUGUAGAUAGAUGUUUUGUGUGUAUGAUUUUAGUUUGUACUUAUAACUGCAAAAUUCUCUAAUAAAUUAAUAGUGUUUAUUGUAAUAUAUGUUUUUUCUAAAUUCAUUAAAAAUAUAUAUUCUGGUAA
Anthonomus grandis grandis is the source of this 2124-nucleotide messenger RNA. RefSeq names its product protein yellow. Bases 323 to 1693 code for a protein of 456 amino acids. The record is from RefSeq and is a predicted model, not a curated record. Lineage: Eukaryota; Metazoa; Arthropoda; Insecta; Coleoptera; Curculionidae. Gene Ontology annotation, cellular component: extracellular region. The transcript has 6 exons.